CUGUAUCCCCAAGGCAUUCUAAAUCAUUGGUAUUAUGGCAUCACCCAUGUUCUUCCUCCUGCUGCUCCAGUCUUUUCUUGUUUCUACUUCCGCUACUUCCACCACUUCUUUACUUAAUCAAACAGAAACUCUUCUCAAAUGGAAAGCCAGUCUUGACGACCAAAGCCAAAGCUUCCUCUCUUCUUGGGUUGGGAACAACCCCUGCAAUAAUUGGGUUGGAAUUGCUUGUGAUAGAGUUGGAAGCGUCACCAACAUAAGCCUUUCAAAUUUUGGUCUCAAAGGUACACUCGACAACCUUAACUUCUUGGCCUUCCCCAACCUAAUUCACUUUGAUGUUGGUAAUAAUUCACUUUAUGGGGCCAUUCCUUCUGACAUCGUGAACUUGUCCAAACUCACUUUUUUCAAUUUGUCUAGUAAUGGUAAUUUUUCUGGAAAUAUUCCCAAGGAUAUAGGAAGGUUGAGUUCGCUUACCGUACUCGACCUUGCUUGGAGCCAACUUAAUGGUUCACUUCCUGUUUCUGUAGUAAAUUUAAGCAAUCUGUCUUACCUUGCAGUCGCUGGCAAUAACCUCAUUAUUAUUCUUUUCCUUCAUCUCAAUUCCUUUACUGGUCCAAUCCCUGCAUCAAUAGGAAACUUAAGCAAUUGUCAAUGGCUUUACCUUUCUGAAAAUGAGCUAUCUGGUUCUAUUCCUAGUGAAAUAGGAAGGUUGAGUUCACUACUUCAAUUUCAACUUCAAGGCAAUAGGCUCAAUGGUUCUAUACCUCAAGAAGUUGGGAUGAUGAGAUCUCCUUAUUUGCUUGAUUUUUCUAGUAACUCGCUAACUGGUUCAAUCCCUACAUCAAUAGGAAAUUUAAGUAACUUAGUGUAUCUUUACCUUUAUGACAAUAAGCUCUCUGGCUCUAUUCCUAGUGAAAUAGGAAUGAUUAAUGGUGCACUUCUUAGCUUGCAAUUGUCAGAAAAUAAUCUCACCGGUGUUAUCCCUGCUUCUAUAGGAAACUUUACAAGACUUAGAGAGCUAUAUCUUUCCAAUAAUAGCUUAUCUGGUCCAAUUCCUGUAGAAAUGAAUAACCUUACUACUUUGGUACAUUUACAAUUGCGUUAUAACAACCUUGUUGGCAAUUUGCCUGAGAAUAUUUGCCUUGGGGGAUUUCUCACAAACAUUUCAGCACAAAACAAUCAUUUCACGGGUCCCAUACCAAAAAGUCUGAAAAAUUGCUCUAGUUUAAUCAGAGUACGGCUUGAAGGGAACCAACUUGAUGGGGAUAUAACAGAGGCCUUUGGGAUAUAUCCCAAGUUGGAUUAUAUUGAUUUGAGCAAUAAUAAGUUGUACGGUGAAGUUUCUCCAAAUUGGGGUCUUUGUCCUAACCUUACAAGCUUGAGGAUCUCCAACAAUAAGGUAUCUGGUAGGAUACCUCCUCAGCUAGCUCAAGCCACUCAAUUGAAUGGGCUUGACCUCUCUUUAAAUCAGUUGAGUGGGGAGAUUCCUAAGGAAAUAGGCAAGCUGACAACCCUGGUUUAUCUCUUGCUAAAUGACAACCAACUCAUUGGCCGAAUCCCACCAGAGAUAGGAAACCUGGUUAAUCUGCAACAACUUAGCUUGGCAAGGAACAAUCUGGUUGGACCAAUUCCAGAUCAACUUGGGAAUUGCUUCAGGUUAUUACAAUUGAACCUGAGCAACAAUCUAAUUGAGGAAAGUAUUCCAUCCGAAAUAAGCAAAAUAUUUGCCCUUGAAACUCUUGAUUUGAGUUGGAAUAAAUUAACAGGAGAGAUUCCACAAGAGCUUGGAGGAUCACGUGUGUUGGAAAUACUGAAUCUUUCUCAUAAUAAGCUCUCCGGUUUCAUUCCUCCUACUUUUGAUGAAUUGAAGAGCUUAACAUAUGUUAACAUCUCUUAUAAUCAGUUAGAGGGCCCUAUCCCACUUAUUAAAGCUUUCCUUGGUGCCCCAUUCAAUGCUCUUAGAAACAAUAAAGGUCUCUGCGGCAAUGCCACUGGCCUCCCGCAUUGUUUAUCCAAAAGCCAGAAGAAAAGCAGCAGCGGACUCGUAAUUUUAAUCAUUACACCAGUUUUGGGCGUUCUAUCUCUGUUAUUUAUCUUGGUGGGGUGUUUACUUCUUGUUCGUCAUAAAAAAUCUGAGAUGAAAGAGCGCCAAUUUCAAGAUAUAUUUGCCAUAUGGGGAUAUGAUGGGGAAAUCCUCUAUGAAAACAUUCUUCAAGCUACGGAGCAAUUCAACUCCAACUAUUGCAUUGGCUCAGGAGGAUAUGGAAAUGUUUACAAAGCUUUGCUGCCAACUGGUCGAGUUGUUGCGGUUAAGAAACUUAACCUAUCAGAUGACAAUCAAUCCAUCAAUUUGCAAGCAUUUGAAAGCGAGAUUCGUGCUUUAGCGGACAUAUGACAUCGUAACAUUGUCAAGUUGUAUGGUUUUUGUUCUAAUGCAGAGUAUUCAUUCCUGAUCUAUGAGUUUGUAGAAAGGGGGAGCUUGAGGACAGUUUUGAGCAACCCAGAAGAAGCGGCAGAGUUGGAUUGGGAUAAGAGAUUGAACAUUGUUAAAGGGUACAGACAAGUAAGCAUUUGGGGUUGCAUUUGGGAGUGAGAGGCACAACGAUUCUAGAGUAGUUCCUUGGUUUAGUUUAAGUUAUUCUGGAUUGUUGAAUAAUUAGAAUUGAAGAUCUAUUUGCUAUGACUUGUUGCUAUUAAAUUUUAUGUUGGAUUUUAUGAAGUGAGAAUUAAGUGUUUUGGAUUUGAAAAACUUCUCAUACAUGUUAAUAAAGAUGGAGUUUCCUA
This is a messenger RNA of Rubroshorea leprosula, 2781 nucleotides long. The record is from the annotation of a GenBank genome assembly. NCBI's taxonomy places the organism in Eukaryota, Viridiplantae, Streptophyta, Magnoliopsida, Malvales, Dipterocarpaceae.